AUCCAUAAGCUUCCUCCGCCCACAUACUCCCAGACUCCGCUAUCUCAUAGUUCACCCUCAUUCAUCAAGGUAGCGCAAUGAACGAUGACGACGAUAAGGACCAGUCACUUCACGAACUCAGCCUAGGCCACGGAGCAUCUAUCAUCUCGCAGCUCGUCGAUAUAGGCAGCGAGCAAAAUCAACAAAGACACACCAAGUUCCGUCCCUUCGUCAGCCGCCUCCAGUGUCUCCGGCCGCAAGGCAGGGAGCUGCGCCGCACGUCAAUCAACGCCUUUCACGAGCAACAAUAUGUCGCGCUAUCAUAUACCUGGGAGCCUUCAGAGUACGAAGAUCCUUGCAAUGGGCGGUACCGCGUUGAGGGCUGGGAUGUCAACCGUCUCAAACUUUCGGCAGUUCGAAAUUGCGUUCUUGAUCGCGUCCUCAGCUACAUGCGCUACGCCAAAGUUCAGUUCCUCUGGAUCGACGCUGAAUGCAUCUACCAAGACACGUGCGACGAUGUUGCCGCUUGCACCAGCCACCGCCGUUGCACUCAGAAGCGUGAUGCUCUACAAGCUAUGGACCUCGUCUACCGGCUCAGCAAGCACCCCGUUGCGCUAUUAGCCCGUCCCCUGCAAACGGAAUUCGAGCUGGACCUCCUGACAGACAUCCUCUCGGGGCAUCUCGUCGACGGCGACUGUAACUUUCGGCUCUCGCGACCGACUACCGUCGACAAAGCGACCGAGGCCUUGUCGCUACUUGGCGAGAUCACCCGGGACAUUUGGUGGAGCCGUGCCUGGACUUUCCAGGAGAACUAUCACGGCGGAGACCGAAUGCGGCUGCUGAUCCGCCAUGAUCAAUCACUAGAGCGGCAAAAGCUGCGAGUACGCCAUGGGAUAUUUGGUGAGAUACCGGGCGAGUUGUGCGUGUGGUCCGUCGCCUUCUCCACAGAGGCGACGCGCCUGUGCCUGGCGCUCCGCGGUGCAGGGGUAGAACUGCGGCCGGAUGACGUCCGCCGGAUCGACGACGUGCUUCGAGCGGCUACGAGGUAUACAGCGGUGCUGCACGAGUCGAGCACAAUGACACCGGCAGUAGUCACUGACAUCGAGGCGCGUGGGUUGUCAAAGCCGUGGGACCGGCUUGCUAUUCUUGCAAAUUGCUGUCAAUACCCGGUGCGGUUGGAUUGUGAAGCUCUCAGCAAGCAGUAUCAUAGCCUAAGUUUGUCGGUGCUGGCCAUGUGUUUACUCAAUGGCGAGAUUCUCGACAAUAACGACAGCAGCCUGGAGCUGGUGGCCCCGCUAACGACAUCGGGGUUUCUUAAAAGAAAGCUGUUUGGAGCAUUCAGCGCGCCAGAAGACGACCCCAGGCGGCUAUCAUUCAACAAGGGCUGCCGACUGACCGACGUGAAGCUAACAGUGGGUGGUAUCUUGACAAAGGGGCACUUGUGGAAAUUAAGCCAUGUUAUUGACACCUCCAUGUUUCGGAAGAAGCUGCCCUGGAUCAACAACCCGAGCGGUCGACUAAAACCGAACCAGCGGAGGCGUCUACUACAGCUGGUUUACCGCUUAAAUAAACUUAAACACUACCCUCUCGCUGGCCAGAUGGACGAAUAUCUUGCCACCGACGCCAAAUCUAACGCUAAGAAGGCCUAUACCCCCUUUACUGAGAAUUAUCUCCACUGCAUGGCCGCUGAAAUAGCAGCAGCGAUUAAGGCGUGCCGAAAACUGAGGUUAGGCAGCAUAUGGUGCCCGACGAGGCGGUCGCCCUACAGCGCAGUCUUUGUGUGGCCUGAUAAAGACGAGGACGAGGACGAGGCGCAUCCACCGCCGGCGUUCGUCUUCACCUCGGCAUGGUUCCGCGAUCCGGGCUCAAAGACUUACGAAGCCAACGACAUCGACCGCCACGUCUCGCUUGAGGUUAGCCUCGAGGAGGCCCUCGACGGCACCGGUGUCCCACACCUCCGUGUCCGCAGGUCCCUGCUCGGCAUGUGCUUCUUCCACGGGUACCCACGCACCAAAGUUGUGUUUCCCUGGCCGCGAGCGCUCCAAGCAGUUAAGCCUUAGUACAAGGCCUACUCGUACUAGUAGUGAGGAGUAAAAGUACCCAUGAUAGUCGGUAUUAACCUCACUACAUGUAAUUAGCCAACGUUCUAAUAUAUGAUAAUUCUCAUUUCUUCGUCUGCUUUUAUAUGUUAGCCGGUCGCCAAAGCUGCAGUUCUAAAUAAACAUCUUUUCCGUUAUGUAUAUGUACAAUAGACAGUAUCCAAUUAGGUAGCGUAUGGUGUCGAGUAAUGGGCUGAGCUCAAAACUGGAAGACCAUUGGUUCAGUUCAAAG
Messenger RNA from Trichoderma harzianum CBS 226.95, 2310 nucleotides. RefSeq lists its product as hypothetical. NCBI's taxonomy places the organism in Eukaryota, Fungi, Ascomycota, Sordariomycetes, Hypocreales, Hypocreaceae. The coding region runs from base 78 to 2039 and encodes 653 amino acids. The record is from RefSeq and is a predicted model, not a curated record. The transcript has a single exon.